This is a messenger RNA of Alternaria infectoria, 399 nucleotides long. RefSeq lists its product as uncharacterized. Lineage: Eukaryota; Fungi; Ascomycota; Dothideomycetes; Pleosporales; Pleosporaceae. The coding region runs from base 1 to 399 and encodes 132 amino acids. The record is from RefSeq and is a predicted model, not a curated record. The transcript has 2 exons.
AUGGCGGAUCUCACCCAGCCAAUCAUACCCGCACCAGACGACUAUGUGGUAGAUCUCGAGAACCCACAACGACGAGGUGAAGCUAUUAUCCUCUGGAUUGGAAUCGUGGGAACGACCAUUUCCACGUUUCUGUUGGCUGUUCGAGCGUACACCAAAGUUGUGUUAGUUAAGGAACUGUCGUCUGACGACUCAUGCGAACCGUUUGCAAAGAACAUCGACGUGACUGUCACAGAAGGGCAAUGCUUGAACAAAGCGGCGUUGUACAUCGCUACUGGGGUACUGAACAUCAUCACAGAUAUCAUGGUCAUCAUCAUACCUAUACCCAUGGUUUUGCGACUGCACAUGUCGAAGGAGCGGAAGAUCAUGGUGAUAGGGAUUUUCGGUGUUGGCUCGAUGUAA